Mytilus trossulus (common blue mussel) is the source of this 911-nucleotide messenger RNA. Its product is annotated as leucine-rich repeat-containing protein 70-like. Gene Ontology annotation, cellular component: plasma membrane. The transcript has 10 exons. Bases 1 to 897 code for a protein of 298 amino acids. The record is from RefSeq and is a predicted model, not a curated record. NCBI's taxonomy places the organism in Eukaryota, Metazoa, Mollusca, Bivalvia, Mytilida, Mytilidae. Gene Ontology annotation, molecular function: protein binding.
AUGAAGAUGAUUUACUAUAAUGUAGCAGCUUGUAUACUUAUCAUCGCAGCGUCAACUGAAAUUGUACUAUCAUGUCCAAGCGAAUGUUCCUGCUCCACAAAUAGCAAUGGGGUUAAUGUAAAUUGCAAAAACAGAGGACUUACUGCUAUUCCACGAAACUUUCCAAAUUCAUCAUACUACAUAGAUUUGGAGGACAAUCAAAUAACUACAAUACAGCAGGGAGCAUUCGAAGCCCUAACAGCACUGCAGAGACUGUAUAUGAGGGGAAAUAAUCUGACAUUUAUCAAGAACGAUACUUUUGAACAUAACAUUAACUUACAAUAUCUAGAUUUGCACAACAACCAAAUAAAUACAAUACAGCCGGGAGCAUUUCAAAACUUAGCAGCACUGCUGACACUGUAUUUGAGUGGAAACAAUCUGACAUUCGUCAAGUAUGAUACUUUUGAACAUAACAUUAAAUUAGAACAUCUAUAUUUGUACAACAAUCAAAUAACUACAAUACAGCAGAGAAUAUUUCAAAACUUAUCAGCACUGUUGGAAAUAAGUAUGGGUGGAAACAAUUUGACAUUUGUCAAGAAUAACACUUUUGAACAUAACAACAACUUAAUAUAUAUAGAUCUUGAUUUGGUAUGUGAUUGCAAUGUUCCGUUUUGGUCAUGGGUAAAAUCACAAUCGUUUCAUGAAGACUUUGUCACCUGUUUGGAUCGGGGAAAUGUGAAACUGUCAAGUCUUCAAGAAAGUGAUUUCGAUAACUGUACCUACGACUCAUGUUAUCCUGACUAUUGUUCAAAUGGAGGAUCUUGUAGUCAAAACAGCUAUGGUGAUUUAGUAUGCUCGUGUGUCGGUGGAUUGACUGGUACUACCUGUACAGGUAUGGACAUGGUUGUGAUUAUGUGAAAUAAAAUGAAACA